Molecule: messenger RNA, 292 nt
Organism: Sipha flava (yellow sugarcane aphid)
Lineage: Eukaryota; Metazoa; Arthropoda; Insecta; Hemiptera; Aphididae
Product: beta-galactosidase-1-like protein
Exons: 2
Coding region: 44-241 (65 amino acids)
Source: RefSeq, a predicted model, not a curated record
UUCAGAUUAUACAAAGUAUGUAAAAAGAUGGUUUUCUGUGUUAAUGCCAAAAAUAGUUCCAUUUUUGUACGGAAAUGAAGGCAACAUUAUCAUGGUUCAGAUAGAAAAUGAGUAUGGACACAAUGGUUUCGAUGUUUGUGAUAAAGAAUAUACUCUAUGGCUCAGGGAUUUGCUUCGUAACUAUGUUGGGGAUAAAGCACAACUUUAUACCACUGAUGAAUGCAAUAUUUUUUUUACAUGAAAUGUGGCCACAUUCCAAAUGUAUACUCUACGGUGGAUUUCUCCCCAACAG